This is a messenger RNA of Suillus clintonianus, 888 nucleotides long. RefSeq lists its product as uncharacterized. The transcript is spliced from 3 exons. NCBI's taxonomy places the organism in Eukaryota, Fungi, Basidiomycota, Agaricomycetes, Boletales, Suillaceae. The record is from RefSeq and is a predicted model, not a curated record. Gene Ontology annotation, molecular function: protein dimerization activity. The coding region runs from base 108 to 722 and encodes 204 amino acids.
AACGUGGUAUGAAGGUACUUAUAAGAUGUGCACUUCUCGAAUGACAACCCCAGUCGAUUUCCACAUCGAGACCUCAUCAUCCGCAUCAAACCAACCUCUUCUUCCACAUGGACAGCACGCCAUUUUCGCAGAGUCCGCAGCCCGCGAGGGAUAACAGAUCUGCUGCUCAGCGACGUUACAGGAAGAAGGAGGAGGAAGGGUUUUUGCAGCUUCGUGAUGCCCUUAAGGAGGUGGCCAAAGAUGAUCCGCGAACAAGGCAAGACAUCUUGAGGAGAGCUUCCUGUGAGCUUAGACGCCUGGCGGAUGAAAAUAAUCUGCUGCUGCAACAGAAGGCACUGAUCGAGGCUUGUAACGCUUCCAGAGCGAAUUAUAGAUGUGAACAUCCUCAAUCACCAUCAAGCAGUGUGAUAUACGAGGAUCCUGUGGAGUGUUGGGCACAUGAUAGGACCAAUACGGCACAGAUCGCGACGCGGUCAGACGCGGCGCGCCACCGUGUGCUGGAUGCUGCAAUGUCGCCCAACGCGACCAUGCCCACAGCACAAGACCUUAAAUGGUUUACCCAGUUGUACGAUGCGACCGCGGCGCAAGACAGUAGUCUGUUUGACUCAGAUCCGUGGGCACAGCAGCAACUUGAAAGCGGGGAUUUCGCCAGACGACCACAUAGUGGAAGUGGUUAUUAUGCAAGGUGUGGCAACUGUCAGCCUGGAGAAUGGAGUGGGUGACCCCCAGGCGAGGGUGGUAGAGUAGCAGCAAGGGGCAGGUCCCUCACUGAUACAUAUAGGUCCAACGCAAUCUGAGCAAUAUUUGAAUCUAGAUGUGUUUAAAAAAAAGUAUUGUAGACAUAAAACGAAGUCGUAGGAAUAUUUUAUUAAUUAAUAAUCAACCUUU